Messenger RNA from Hyaloscypha bicolor E, 2040 nucleotides. RefSeq lists its product as uncharacterized. The record is from RefSeq and is a predicted model, not a curated record. NCBI's taxonomy places the organism in Eukaryota, Fungi, Ascomycota, Leotiomycetes, Helotiales, Hyaloscyphaceae. Bases 1 to 2040 code for a protein of 679 amino acids. The transcript is spliced from 3 exons.
AUGGCGAGCUCGCCACCCGCGGGAAGCCUGCUCCAGGAGCCAAAACUACAGUUUAGCUUAAGGGAAAGAUUUAAUAGAGUGAAAGGGAAGCUCUCCUCGCCUCAAUCGAAGGGUAAUGUCGUCGAUCCUAGUCCGGCCGUAGCUACUCCCGACACCGGAGCCCAGGCCAUCGCUCGAGAUCAAAACGUUGGAAAGGCAAUAGAGCCUAGGACAGGUCCAACAUCCCAGGAUCAUUUGUCGCCUGACAGUCAGCUCCCGACUAGAGACAGUGACACCGGGGAGAACACAUCACAAACCCCCUAUGAAGUAGCAUCAGCUGAAACUCACGUCCCGGAGAUUCCUGAGCAAGUCUUCAAGCCAAUACGCGAGGUCUGGAAUGAAGCCUACGAAGACCUCAAAGCACAAGAUGAAGAUCUCAUCACUAAGUACGAGGUCAGGUUGCGGUACAAUGUGUACGGUGCACUGGCAUCAAAGGCUCUGAAAGUAGAAAGAGCCGAGCUGAUGAAGAGUGUCGUGGACAUGAAGCUGGAACAGUACAAGGAGGACGCCUGGAAAGUAAAGGCCCUUGGGGAAGAAUUUCUUGUUAAAAAUAUGGCAAAGCCUUUAGUGGGAGUUCUGAAAUGGGCAGACCAAUAUGUGGGUGAUGCACUAAAGAGCAAUCCAAUGGCUUCUUUCGGAUGGGCUGGAGUGAUGGUUUUCGUGCCAUUACUCCUCAAUCCGUCUACACAAGAGAAAGCUCUAUUAGAAGGACUUGCUAGUGUCUCCGGUGUUCUCGUUCGCAGCACAAUGCAAGAGAAUUUGUAUUUUCGACGGUGGGAGGCAAACGCGGACAAAAAUGAUAGGGCUAAUUUUAUGCCAUCGCAUAAAGAAUACAGAGACACCCUAAAAGCGCUAUAUGUCCUCGUGCUAAGGUAUCAAGCGACAAGUGUUUGCUAUUUCACCAAGAAUGGAGGACUUCGAGUACUCGCGGAUAUGGUGAAGUGGCACGCAUGGGAAGAUAUGCUGAAAGACGUCAAGAAGCAGGAUGAAGCCAUGUGCCGUACUUAUGACUUGUUGAGCGAUGUGAAGAUCGAAGAGGAAUUCGAGAAACUGGAUAAGAGACAUGGGGAGAUGGUGGAAAUCUUCAAAUCAGGAUUCAGUGAUGUUGUGGCACUCCGGAAAGCUAUCGAGACAGCGCGACUCGACUACAACCAUACCGAAUUGCUGAGCUGGCUGAGCUCGGUGGAUCCUUCGCAGAAUUACAACAACGCUCGAGGCAAAUACGAGAACGGCGGGCACGGCACGGGGGACUGGCUGGUACGGAACAAUGAAGACUUCAAAAGGUGGAAAACUGCACCCAAUUCUCUUAUGUGGCUUAACGGGAAAGCGCUGACAAACGCUAGUUCUUCAGUGAUCAGCCACUUGAAAGAAGCUCAUCAAGGAGACCCUCAAGUAGCCUUGGCAUACUUCUACAUCAGCUUCAACGACGAGCAGAAACAAACUGCUGUCGGAAUGAUCGAAUCAAUCGUUAAACAGAUAUGUUGCUGUCGGCCUGAUACUCCUCUAUCAAUCAAAGCAUUAGAGGACUUGAAGGCGAGAGGUCAUCGACCUGACCUCCAAACGCUGCAGAGUAUUCUCGUCGAGACGCUCCAAGGCUUCUCCAGCGUCUAUGUGAUAGUCGAUGCGCUUGAUGAGUGCCCCGACGUAGACUACGGCCGGGAUGUUUUGUUAAGUUGUCUUGCCACUAUUCAUCAGAAGAGCUCAAGGAAUCUGCAUAUGUUCUGGACAAGUCGGAGGGAGAAGGACAUUGAAAUUUCAUACCGUUCAAUUGAAUCCCGAUUCGAAAAAUGGGACAUUGAUCUAUCAGCCUACAAACCUGCCCUCGACCACGACAUUGGAUUGUUCAUCGACCGUACUCUAUCCUCAAUAACUUAUAACUCAUGGCCUAGAGAGCUCAAAGACGAAACGAGGAAAGGACUCAUCGAGAAGUCCGAUGGCAUGUAUGUCCUCUGGUUCCGGAAGCAUCUUAUGCACGACGUAAAAGAGAUCCAAAAAUCCUAA